This is a messenger RNA of Brenthis ino (lesser marbled fritillary), 876 nucleotides long. Lineage: Eukaryota; Metazoa; Arthropoda; Insecta; Lepidoptera; Nymphalidae. The record is from the annotation of a GenBank genome assembly.
AUGAAGGCAAUUGCAUUCAGGCUAAAGCAAAUAAGCAAAAUUAUAAAUAAUAAUAGUUUCAGGAACAUUUCUUGUACCUCUCACAAAUACUUUCCUAACCAGUCAUUUGUAGCAGAACCUGAUAGAUUUAAUGGUGUCACUAUAGAUAGUAAAAAGAUUCAAUGUCAUGAGGGAGCCUUUUCAGAAAAGUUAGAGGAAUCCCUAAAGUCUUGGAUGGCAGAAAGAAAAAGGUGUAUAUGGUUUAAAGUACAUAUAGAUGAUUCGGCUUAUGUACCAAUAUUAGCACAAAAAGGUUUUAAUUUUCAUCAUGCUAGAGAUGAUUUUGUGAUGAUGUACAAAUGGCUGCCACUUGACUCUGCACCAAAUUUGCCACCAGCUUGCCACACAAAUUUGGGAAUCGGAGCUUUAGUUCUGAAUGGGAAAAAUCAGUUAUUAGCGGUUUCUGAAAAACAUUAUGACUAUCCGCAUUGGAAGCUUCCUGGUGGAUAUGUUGAAAGAGGUGAAGACAUAGUUGAAGCUGCUAAAAGAGAAGUCAGAGAAGAAACAGGAGUUGACUCAGAUUUUAUAUCUUUGAUAACAUUUAGACAUUCGCACAACAUGAUCUUUGGCAAUUCAGAUAUCUAUGUACUGCUCAUGAUGAAAGCUUUAUCUGAAAAUAUAACCUUAUCUCAUAGAGAAGUAAAGGAUUGCAAAUGGAUGUAUAUUGAGGAAUACACCAAUCAUCCACACGUUCACUAUUUUAAUAAAUUUAUUAUAAAUCAAGCUCUACAAUGUAAAAAUAAUAAUUUAAAAUUAGAUAUACAGAAAAAGACCGUGAAAUGGGCAAAGAUCACGAGAGAAAUAAACUAUUUAUUAGUAACGAAUUAUGUAUCAGAA